AUGUUUCCUUUUUCACGAUCUUUAGGUCUGAUGCAGCAGGCUCCGCCUGCUCAGGGACCUCUCAGCCUGCCCAAGGAGCCCAGCCUGCUCAGGCACCUCAGCCUACCCAGGGAGCCCAGCUUGCUCAGGGACCUCAGCCUACCCAGGGAGCUUAGGCGAUCCAGGGACCUCAGCCAACCCAGGGAGCUUAGGCGAUUCAGGGACCUCAGCCAACCCAGGGAGCUUAGGCGAUCAGGGACCUCAUCCAACCCAGGGAGCUUAGGCGAUCCAGGGAGCAGGGAGCUUAGGCGAGGCGAUCCAGGGACCUCAGCCAACCCAGGGAGCUUAGGCGAUCUAGGGACCUCAGCCAACCCAGGGAGCUUAGGCGAUCCAGGGACCUCAGCCAACCCAGGGAGCUUAGGCGAUCCAGGGACCUCAGCCAACCCAGGGAGCUUAGGCGAUCCAGGGACCUCAGCCAACCCAGGGAGCUUAGGCGAUCCAGGGACCUCAGCCAACCCAGGGAGCUUAGGCGAUCCAGGGACCUCAGGCGAUCUAGGGACCUCAGCCAACCCAGGGAGCUUAGGCGAUCCAGGGACCUCAUCCAACCCAGGGAGCUUAGGCGAUCCAGGAACUUCAGCCUGCCCAGGGACCCCAGCAAACCCAGGGAUCCCAGGCUACAUCAACAUCACAUGGCAUGGACCGGGCUUCGUCGUCAUCGACACCAUUUGCCACCCCAAUGUCGACCGCACCCUCAGCCACAGUUAUUUGAGGACUUUA
Haliotis rubra (blacklip abalone) is the source of this 756-nucleotide messenger RNA. RefSeq names its product collagen alpha-3(IV) chain-like. The record is from RefSeq and is a predicted model, not a curated record. The transcript has a single exon. NCBI's taxonomy places the organism in Eukaryota, Metazoa, Mollusca, Gastropoda, Lepetellida, Haliotidae. The annotation marks the transcript as partial.